Messenger RNA from Juglans regia (Persian walnut), 1038 nucleotides. RefSeq lists its product as uncharacterized. The record is from RefSeq and is a predicted model, not a curated record. Lineage: Eukaryota; Viridiplantae; Streptophyta; Magnoliopsida; Fagales; Juglandaceae. Gene Ontology annotation, molecular function: zinc ion binding; nucleic acid binding. Bases 1 to 1038 code for a protein of 345 amino acids. The transcript has a single exon.
AUGAUAGUGGAACGCUAUACCGCGACGUUUGUGGCAUUAUCACGGUUUGCAAGUUACUUAGUUCCAGACGAGGAAAAGAAAUGUGAAAAGUUUGAAUGGGGCUUGCAUCCGAGAAUUCGAAGUCGCCUGAUACCCCUAAGGAUCCGUAAUUUCACCGACUUGGUCACACGAGCCACCUUGAUUGAAGAAGACAUGAGGGUGAAUAUGGAACUAUUCAAUCAAAGGAAAAACCAACAACCUCUACCUAAACCCAAUAGAAACAAGAAGCCUGCCCCCAUCUACCGACCACAAUCACCUCAGAGUAUUCCAACAUAUCCGAUUUGCCAAAAUUGCCGAAAGAGACAUCAAGGAAGCUGUUUAGUGGGCCAAAAUGUUUGCUUCAAAUGCGGGCAGCCAAACCAUAUGGCUCGAGACUGCCCAAGGAAUGCGCCGCCGCCAACUACAAAGAGGGGUCAGAGGACCAUCGCACCAACUAGAGUUCUUGCCCUUACCCCAGUGGACGCUGAGACAUCUAAUGAUGUGGUUACAAGUACCAUUCUAUUCUCUCAUUAUGCUACCAUCUUGUUCAACCCGGGUGCCACACACUCUUUUAUAGCACGUGCCUAUGCUUGCUUGAAUGAAAGGGUACCAAAGAGUCUUGAUUGUUCACUAUCAGUUGCAACACCUACUGGUGAACAUAUAAUUUGUGUACUUAGGAAUUGUCCUAUAGAAAUUAGUGGGAGACACCUUCCAGUAGACCUGUUGAUAUUUGAGAUGCUAGGAUUUGACAUAAUCUUGGAAAUGGAUUGGUUGUCUCGAAACCACGCAUGUGUUGAUUGUUUUAAAAAGGAAGUGGUUUUCAAACCCCCGGGCAAGGAGGAAUUCAGUUUUUUCAUAGAAAGAAGAAAUGCCCCACCUCAAUUGAUAUCAACUCUGCAAGCGACUAGAUUAUUAAGACAAGGAUGUUUGGGAUUCCUAGCUAUUCUAGUAGCACCACCUGUAGAAGGACCUAAACUUGAGGAUAUCCCCAUUGUCAGGGAAUUUCUGGAUGUGAUAUGA